AGAAGAGUUGAAAUCUGUUCUUGUUGGAGGUUGACGUAGGGUUGGCCUUUACAAUGGUGCAGCUCUCACCAUCCAGUCCCACUGGCGACAGCCAGCUGAUGCAAGACAUCAACAAUCAGUCCGAGCGAGGCCUCGACUCCCUGCAGUCUUCGCUGUCAUCUACUGCAACACCUCUCCAGGUCUAUGAGAUGUACAUAGAGAAUGGCUUUAUCAGCCUAAAGCACAAAAUUCGCAAUAUUGAGAAAAAGAAGGUUAAACUAGAAGAUUACAGAGAUCGUUUAAACAACGGUGAGGAGCUGAAUCAGGAUCAGCUGGAAGCGGUGCAGAAAUAUGAAGAGGUGCUUCACAACUUGGAAUUUGCUAAGGAACUUCAGAAGACCUUUUCUGCUCUCAGCCAAGAGCUUAUUAAAGCCCAGAAGAAAUCACUGAGACGGGAGCACCUCCAGAGGCUUGAAGCGGAGAAGAGGCGGCUGCGUACAGUCCUGGAGAUCCAGUACUUGCUGCAGUCUUUCUCUCAGGAUCAUGUCCAGGUAGACUUUAAGGAUGGAAGGAAUGGAGCCAUGUACAUCUCCUCUAAGGAGCUGGAUUAUCUUGCCAAACUUGCAAAGCUGAUCUGCCACAAGAGGUUCAAACACAUGAGUUUGGAAGAUGAGAUGGAUCAGAUGGCUGUCUACUUCUGGAAUGUUUUAGAGGGCAAUGAGAAAACGGCGGCUGGAACAACCUAUAAAUAUUUGAAAGACCUGAUUGCCAGAAUGUUGGAUUGUGGCUAUUUUGAAAAUGUCCCUAAUCCUCCUGCUCCUCCUCCUCCAAAGAAGGAACCAGAGGUUCUACCAGAGGAGCCACCAAAGACUGAGAAAGUGGUAAAGACUGGGCUAGUGAGAGAACAAGGGUCCUUUGUGGAGUAUGUGAAGUCUGACCGUCGAGAGCUUUCCAUUCGACCCAUUAUGAUGAGAGCUGAUCAGAUGAGGAAAACAGAGGUGCAGAAACCAGAAGAGGCCAAAUACAUCAAACCAGAAGCCAUAAAAGCCUGGCCAGCAGCUACAAUGGUGAAAUUGCCAGAGCCGAAGAGGUGGCAGACCCCUCCUCCACUGACUCCACUUGCCAAACCUUGGGAAGGACCAAUGAGCACCCCCAAGCCUCAGCCUGCAGCUCUGCCUCAGCCUGCAGCUCUGCCUCUGAAGAAAGUUGAACUGGAACCAGCAAAGGAGAGACGUGAAAGGCCGCACAAACUGCCAUCUGAAAUCAGACCUGCUAAUCAGGUUAAGGAAAUAAAGGCUCUCCCUGUAGUGAAUGAGCAGACUCCAGUGAAAAAGAGGGAUAUUCCAGCCCCAAUUUGUGUUCAACAGUCCGCUAUAAACAAUUCACAGGCCCCACGGGUUCCCUCUCAGCCAGCUGCAGAAUUCUGCUCUUCACCAACUCUACCUAAAGAUCCGGAGCUCAGAAAACAAAGAAUCAAUGACCUUAUUGAUGAGAUCAAAGGAACUUAUAACUUCAUGCAGGACUCUGUGUUGGGUUUUGACUUUCCUUCUCAGAAAGGUUCUCCUCCACAGAUACCUCCAGAGUCUCCUGCUAAAGGUUGGUUAGAGAUUGUGUUGCUGAAGGGAAAAUGUGAUUCCUCACCAAGCUAUCCAUUGUGGAUGGACGAGACUCCUUAUAGGCUAUUGUCUUCUGACGGUGACAUGUUUGCUGCUGUCAGAAUAACUGAAGUGACUGCAGCCAAUUGGCUGUCAUUGUUCCUCAAACUUUUGCCCGGCUCCUUUGAUUAUCUGAUUGAAGAAUGGCAGCCCCUCACUGACAUCACACCACGAGUCUACGCCGACUCACACAGACCGAGACACAGUGAGCUGCGGCUGCAGAGACUCAGCGGGUUUCCCCCGCUUGACUCUCACUGGAGCCGUCUGGCUCAGCCUGGCCAGCUGAGACCUUGCGACUCUCCACAGGGACAUCUCAAGUUACACCAGCCCCAGACGGAGACCAUUUUAUUAAUGUUUAGUACUCCUGAUGGGCAUCCCCCGGGACAGGUGUCAACUGAGGCUCUACCAAUCCAAAAGGACCCCAUUGUGCAACCUCAGGAGUGCAAUUGGACUUCUGUCUGGUUUCUGACCCCAGAAAUUAACUUCUGCUUGUCUAACUUACAGCUCUCGCCGGCACCAGUUUCAACAGAGAUGGCGAGUGACUUGGCCUGUCCUGUUACACCUGAACCUGCUGACCUUCCUUCUAACCAUCCGUCUCCUGCCAGGUCUCCUACUCCAGGCAAUCUGCCAAGCAGCCGGAUCCAGUCUCCAAAGACUCCAACCAAUGUGUCAAUCUUGCAGCUGCAGCAGGAGGAAAUGGUCUUAUCCAGGAGCCCACCAAUGUCUGCUCACACCUCCCCGUUCCAGGGCAUGCCAGCUGUCUUUAAAGUCAAUACUCCACUACCUCUGCGAAAAGAGAUGGAGAUUAAGGAGGACCUGCCUUAUGCUGCAGAAUACCAACAGACCUACAGCACAGCCAGUACCCAGACCCUACCUCAUGGGCUAAUGGACAUGAAUGGAUCGGAUCCACAUACUUAUAUACAGGAGCCGCUACCAGGCCCAUAUUCUUCUGGGGUUUCUCCUGUAAGCAGUGGAAAUCUGCCUUAUUACACAUCCACCCCCAACAUUCUGCCCAGACUUUCCCAGCCGUGCCUGACUUCCAGAGGUGGAACAAUCCGAGCAACCAGCCGUGGAGGGCGUAUUCUGACCAAUGGCUAUCGCUGCCAGACCACUUUCAAAGGCCCAGAAAGCUUUAGAGCAGCUCAAUGUGUCCCUAAUGGAACAUACGGACAUGUGCAAUGCCCUGGGAGAGAUUUUCCAGUUAAUCAGUACAUAUCACGGGAUGCUAAUUCCCAUCUGUCUCACAAGCGAGGAAGUAUCACUCCUACUGCACGAUCUGCUACAAGAAAUUGGAGCGACUCUCGGCUCGGCAGUCCAGAACGUGAGGAAAGUUUCAACAGUACAGACUCUGGCAUGGGGGAUUCCCGCAACAUGACAUCAGUUGAUAUGUCAAUGAACCAAGCUGCCACAAUUCUUCCUGUUCAUGUCUACCCCCUUCCCCAACAAAUGAGGGUUGCCUUCUCUGCUGCCAGGACCUCCAACCUUGCUCCAGGUAGCCUAGAUCAGCCGAUAAUCUUUGACCUUUUGCUCAACAACCUGGGAGACACCUUUGAUUUUCAAAUUGGCCGUUUCCUGUGUCCCGUUAACGGCACCUAUGUCUUCAUCUUUCACAUGCUAAAGCUGGCUGUCAAUGUCCCACUGUAUGUUAACUUGAUGAAGAAUGAGGAGGUGAUGGUUUCGGCCUAUGCUAACGAUGGUGCUCCUGACCAUGAAACAGCCAGCAACCAUGCGGUACUACAGCUCUACCAAGGUGACCAGAUAUGGCUAAGGCUACACAGAGGGGCCAUUUAUGGCAGUAGCUGGAAGUAUUCUACUUUCUCUGGGUAUUUACUAUACCAGGACUGACUGUCCAGUUUUCCAGAGCUGGGACCAGCAGAUGAGCAGCUUUGGCAGUGGUGAAUGGUUGCGUGUUUUACCAAUGCAGUGUG
Nanorana parkeri is the source of this 3562-nucleotide messenger RNA. RefSeq names its product caprin family member 2 (gene CAPRIN2). Gene Ontology annotation, cellular component: cytoplasm. The record is from RefSeq and is a predicted model, not a curated record. Bases 54 to 3479 code for a protein of 1141 amino acids. Gene Ontology annotation, biological process: positive regulation of canonical Wnt signaling pathway. Gene Ontology annotation, molecular function: signaling receptor binding. Lineage: Eukaryota; Metazoa; Chordata; Amphibia; Anura; Dicroglossidae. The transcript has 22 exons.